Molecule: messenger RNA, 743 nt
Organism: Desarmillaria tabescens
Lineage: Eukaryota; Fungi; Basidiomycota; Agaricomycetes; Agaricales; Physalacriaceae
Product: mitochondrial 18kDa protein
Exons: 3
Coding region: 118-636 (172 amino acids)
Biological process (GO): mitochondrial fission
Cellular component (GO): mitochondrion
Source: RefSeq, a predicted model, not a curated record
CAGUCAACGGAAACUCAGAGGGCCUGGCACACAUCACGUGAUGUACGGCAACGGUAAAAACGUUUCUUUUCGUUCCGCCGUUCCGCGUCAUACGGUAUCUUAGCUCUAGACCCGUUCAUGUCGCCUACAGAGUCCGUCACCGGGGCCAUAGAGGAAGAGGUCGACCACCUCACCAAGGACAACGUCGACAGUACUGACUCUGACAUUCGUUACCUCGCGUACGGUGCUCGACUACGAACCGCACUUCGGGCCUCUACUCGGUAUAUUGCCUAUACAAGCGAUGUCGGAGAGGCCUUUAGACCAGUCGUGCCGCCAUGGGUAGUGACGGCUGCAUACGGCGUUUCGUGGCUCUAUCUUGGCGGGGACGUUGCAUACGAGUCCUAUAAGGCCCAUCGACGGGGACCUUCGGCAGUCGAGGCGGCUCACUUCUCAGAGCCGACGAGAUUAAGUCUCGUUGCAGUUCAGCGGGCAGUUUUCCAGUCGAUUGCAUCGAUGGGUCUUCCUGCACUGACCAUUCACACCAUUGUUAAACAAACGAAGAAGGUCUUCGUCAAUGUCCAGAAUCCUAAACUGAAGGCAUGGGGUCCGACUAUGUCCGGUCUUGCUGUUGUUCCUGCUCUGCCAUAUCCUUUAUGACCAUCCCGUGGAAGUCGCGACGGACAGGGCGUUUGACUGGAUCAAAGAGAAGCUGGCUGAGGCGGGAACACGCACAGGGAAAGGGGAUAAGGAACUAUGAUAUACGU